Messenger RNA from Gryllus bimaculatus (two-spotted cricket), 3760 nucleotides. The record is from the annotation of a GenBank genome assembly. Lineage: Eukaryota; Metazoa; Arthropoda; Insecta; Orthoptera; Gryllidae.
AUGAUAAAGCUGAGUAACGCCUUUCGGGCGGACAGGGGUCCUGCCGCGUCUUUCAGGAAAUACUGUCGCAAGCCGGGAAACGUCAGUGCCCGAGUGAAAAGUUCUCAGUUCUCCUACUUCGCCCAGGCACGCCGGCAGCGUGCUGCUACAGUUGCCAUCAAGGUGAAGGAGUGGUGUGUUCAGUGGGUGAAGUGUGCCCUACUUGAAGUGAAUAGUGAAAGUGCAGUGGGGAAUUUUGAACUUGUGCGCGAAGCAACUGCAAUUAAAUAUUGUAUAUGGUGAACAUCUGUUUUAUUCAAGAUGUUUAAUCAGGAUUAUGAAAGACGGUUACUUGUACAACAAAAUGGUUUUGCAAGAUCACCUCCUUAUUCAGGUGACACAUUGAAAGUAAACUGCUCUGAAAGUCCAUCAACACCUCCAAAGAAAUCUGAAGAUGCCCAAGGACGCCCCAAUAAGGAACUGCUGAUUAGAUACGCUGGGAAGACACCUGGAAGGCGCUUAAAUGGAAGACGAAGAAAGUUCUGGGGUUUGUCACCUCAUAGUCAAGCUCGAUUGAAUAGUGACAGAUUUAUACCCAGUAGAACAGAUAACAACUGGCAAAUGAAGUUUGCAAUGAUAUCUGAAGGGGUGCGUGUUGGUGCAACCACAAAAAAAGCCAGAGAAAAUGGUGAAGGAGGACGAGAUGGUUUAGCAUAUUCCUGUUUAUUAAAAAACGAACUUUUAGGGGCUAAUAUAGAUGAUGUUAAAGGUCAGUGUGAUGAGCGUCGCACAUUAAAUCCUAUCGAAGGCCGUAAUUUGUUUCAGUUCGCCUCUUCCAAUGAAAAUAUUGCAAAUAAUGAUGUAGCAACUCGCUCAGCGUAUUCGUUGUCUCCAGUAAGUGCUGAAAGCCAAAAAUUACUUAGGUCUCCCAGAAAAGCUACCCGAAAAAUUUCUAGAAUCCCUUUCAAGGUUUUGGAUGCUCCAGAGCUUCAAGAUGAUUUUUAUUUGAAUCUUGUUGACUGGUCUUCCCAAAAUGUUUUAAGUGUAGGUCUUGGUAGCUGUGUAUAUUUGUGGUCUGCGUGUACUAGUCAGGUCACAAGACUUUGUGAUCUUUCAUCAGAUGGAAAUUCAGUGACAUCUGUUGCAUGGAAUGAAAGAGGGAAUUUGGUGUCUGUGGGUACUCAUCAUGGGUACGUUCAGGUUUGGGAUGUUAGUGUUAAUAAGCAAGUCAAUAAACUUCAGGGACAUUCUGCUCGAGUGGGUGCUUUAGCGUGGAAUGGAGAUGUUUUGUCUUCUGGUAGCAGAGAUCGUUUGAUUCUGCAGAGGGAUGUGCGAACUCCUGGACUUGUACCUGAAAGAAGAUUAGUUGGUCAUCGUCAAGAGGUUUGUGGAUUAAAAUGGUCUCCUGACAAUCAGUACCUUGCUUCGGGUGGAAACGACAAUCGCCUCUUUGUCUGGAAUCUUCACUCCUUAUCACCUGUUCAAACAUAUACUGAACAUUUGGCUGCUGUGAAAGCAAUUGCAUGGUCACCUCACCAUCAUGGCUUGUUGGCAAGUGGUGGUGGCACUGCUGAUCGUUGUAUUCGAUUUUGGAAUACAUUGACUGGUCAGCCAAUGCAGUGUGUAGAUACUGGGUCUCAAGUAUGUAAUUUAGCUUGGUCAAAGCAUUCGUCUGAAUUGGUCAGCACUCAUGGCUAUUCUCAAAAUCAGAUUUUAGUGUGGAAAUAUCCUAGUCUUACACAGGUAGCAAAGUUAACUGGACAUUCAUAUCGUGUUUUAUAUCUGGCAAUGUCGCCAGAUGGUGAAGCUAUUGUGACUGGUGCUGGUGAUGAAACGUUACGUUUUUGGAAUGUUUUUAGCAAGGCACGAUCUCAAAAGGAAAACAAAUCUGUGUUGAAUCUUUUCACAAGUAUUCGAUGACUAGCUUAUGAAGCUGACCAAUGAAUGAUCCCUUCAAUCCAUCGAUCCUUCAAUGGAUUGAUGACAGGAAGUUUUUGGGGUGUGCUAUCCCUGAAAAAAUGAAAAUGUAUGACUACGUCAAAUUAUAUUUUUACACGGGUUUGUUACUAUUGGAAAUCACUCCAUCAUAUGCAGAUUACGGAAGAAGAGCCUGUGUUCCACACGAGUUUGAUCUCUACAGCUUCUUCAGCUCUUCAUUCUCCUUGAAAGGUGGAGCUAACAAGAGAAGAAAUGUGUAAAAAAUGUAAUGCAGAUUGUGAUGAAAUAUCAGAAAAUAAGUUGCAAAUGAGGGAAGUGCAAUAUGUAUAUGUCCUCCAUUGAUUUACUGCAAUUAUCAGUUAGUUUGCUGUUUUUGACAGUUGUGUGUGCAUUCCAGGAUACUGUAAGUUUUGAAUUGAAAAUAAUCAUGGGAUAUACAAUAAUGGUCAAGAAUGGUAGUGAUGAUGAUAAUCAUAAUAACAUAUUAAUAAUAAAAAUAUUAAUGAUAAAAAUAAUGCAAAAUAUUUAUUAGUUUAUAAAGUAAUAGUCUUGUGAAUAUGAAAUGAAUAACAUAUGUACAAGCACUGAGAUGUGCUAAAAACUUGAACUGUAUUCUUUUUUACAACUGGCAAUUAAUAACUUCUGCAACAAUCAUGAGGAUAAUAGUAUAGUAGUAAUAACACUUAAGUUUUAGAGUGCUUAGUUUCAUGAGUAUUGGAAUGCCUUAUUUCAAAGCAUGUUAACCAACAACAUGAAGAUGUCAUUUCAUAAUAGUUCUCAUCACAAGGAUUUUUAUGCUUUUCUUAUGGGCAUAAGAUAAUGGUGAUCUGGAUUCAAAGCUUUAAUUACAUUGCUGUGCUAAAUCUUCCUUCUGUUAUUUACUUACUUUUCUUUUGUGACAUUUGCAACUUACUUACUGACUUCAUCAAUUCUUAUUGAGCAAUGUGUGAAAAUUAGGAUUUGUAAAAUAUAUAAAGAAUUCAAUACCAAUGGGUGAAUGAAUAUAUUAUUUGAUACUCGUAAUAAGCCAAAACCUUAUAAGUUACUAUAUUUUAAUAUAAAAUUUAGUAUUCAAUUGUAUUAUAUUGUGAAAUGCAGAGAUAAUACUGCAUAUGUAAAAACGUGUUAAUUUAAGUGUGUGCGUGUGUGUGUGUUUUUGUUGUUUUGUUUUUUUUUUAAUGAGUGUUUCUAAAAUUAUUUUCUAACUGAACUUUUUGUUCUGGUGUGUAUAGAAUUUUGUUAAAGGUUUGUAGAUUUUGUGUACUGAAUAUGUAUUAUAUUUUGGUUGUGAAAUAGUUAAAAGAGAACGUGUUUCUGAAACCUGUUCCCAGUGAUAUUUGAAAGAGCAAACAUAUUUGCUAUCAUAUUUUGCUUUGGUUCUUUUGCAGCUUGAUAUGGUUUUAGAACUGCUUACCCAGAACCAUUUGGCAUUAUCAUUUCCAGCUUCACUUUUUAGAAGUAUUUCACUAUUUUUUUCACUUAAUAGAGAGAAUUCUUUGUGAUAAACCACACUACAAAAAUGAAUGAAUUACAACGAUAAUAAUGUUCUAUGAACAGGUUUUUUAGUCCAAAAAGUUCUUUCUACCUAAUAUUUACAAUUGCUAAGUUUUAGGUAAGUUACAGAUGUGUAUGUAUGGUAGUGCAAGAGGCAAGGAAUGGUGUUAAACACUGAACACCUUACUCAACUCAUUGUCCACAAAUUAUGCAAAAAAAAUUUUUUUUAAAAAUAAUGUAAUAAUAAAAUAAAAACAUGUAUUAUUUCUUUUAUAGUUUUUUCCUAGUCAGAGAUUCUCAAGUGUCUGCAUUGAACCCCUGGUGGUCAAUAAAAUUUUGAAGGAGGUCA